AGGCUCAAUACGCUUGUUCCACCUGGCCACUAAACUAUCCAUCUACAAACCAAUCCCCGACAAUCAUAAUAAUAAUAAUAUUCACAGGCCUGUAUAGCCCAAACAAACACUCACUGGAAAUUCCACUGUACGGACAAUCCAAAUCACUUUUUUUUUGCGGUGAUUUUCAUCAAUUUCUUUCAACAGUUCGUUGUAUUGUUAGAUUUACGCACGGUUGAUUGCUACUAGAUAUGGGGGUAUAUUUAAGUACUCCGAAAACCGAUAAGACUUCUGAAGAUGGUGAGAAUGAGAAACUGAGAUAUGGAGUGUCGUCCAUGCAAGGGUGGCGCACGUCGAUGGAGGAUGCUCAUGCUGCUUUACUUGAUUUGGACAACUCCACAUCUUUCUUUGGUGUUUAUGAUGGCCAUGGAGGUCAGGCAGUCUCUAAGUUCUGUGCCAAGUUUCUUCACCAACAAGUGCUCAAGCAUGAAGCGUAUUCUGCUGGUGAUAUUGGCACUGCAGCCCAGAAAUCUUUUCUCAGAAUGGAUGAGAUGAUGUGUGGGCAACGUGGGUGGAGAGAGCUAGCUAUAUUGGGAAAUAAAAUGGAUCAAUUCGGUGGCAUGAUAGAAGGCUUAAUUUGGUCACCAAGGAGCGGUAAUUUAAAAGCAACGGAGGAUGAUUGGUCUUCUGAGGAGGGACCACACUCUAGUUACGAUGGACCGACGUGUGGAAGCACAGCUUGUGUUGCAAUCAUCCGUAAUAACCAACUUGUUGUAGCGAAUGCUGGCGAUUCUCGAUGUGUGAUAUCCCGAAAGGGUCAGGCUUAUAAUUUGUCAAGGGAUCAUAAGCCUGAUCAUGAGGUUGAGAAAGAAAGGAUAUAUACAGCUGGUGGUUAUAUUCAAUACGGUCGAGUUAACGGGAGUCUAAACUUGGCUAGAGCUAUUGGUGACAUGGAGCUGAAAAGGAAUACAACACUUCCACCUGAAAAGCAAAUUUUAACUGCCAAUCCUGAUAUAAACACAGUUGAGCUUUGCGAGGAUGAUGAUUUUCUUGUUCUUGCUUGUGAUGGGAUAUGGGAUUGCAUGUCAAGCCAACAACUGGUAGACUUUGUUCAUGAACAAUUAAAAACUGAAAGUAAGCUCUCAGCGGUGUGUGAGAAGGUCUUCGAUAGGUGUUUGGCACCCACAUCUGGUGGGGAAGGGUGUGACAAUAUGACUAUGAUCUUAGUCCAGUUCAAGAAACCAAAAUCCGGUCCGUCCACUUCACAACCAAUGGAUUCAUCUAACGAUCAAGAAGUGCCCGGAUCAAACUCGCCGUAGUCUUUGUAUCUCAACAUGGUUUUUGUAAAUGUUGGUGGUUUUUUAUGCUCGAUAGAUUAUUUCGGGUUGCUAGUUUUUCUGGUGCUGGAUUUGACCAUUCGGGUACAAUCUUGUUAGUGUGACUUGUAUUUUAGGUAUUGAAGGUUGUACAUUAGAUUUGGUCAUUUCAGUAUCUGAAACCACACUUUGACUACAUGUUUAACGAUUAUUGCAAUUUCUAAGUACUAAAAUGCCUUGAGCUUAA
Helianthus annuus (common sunflower) is the source of this 1542-nucleotide messenger RNA. Its product is annotated as probable protein phosphatase 2C 60. The coding region runs from base 231 to 1298 and encodes 355 amino acids. The transcript is spliced from 12 exons. Lineage: Eukaryota; Viridiplantae; Streptophyta; Magnoliopsida; Asterales; Asteraceae. The record is from RefSeq and is a predicted model, not a curated record. Gene Ontology annotation, biological process: protein dephosphorylation. Gene Ontology annotation, molecular function: protein serine/threonine phosphatase activity; cation binding.